This is a messenger RNA of Penicillium argentinense, 1233 nucleotides long. RefSeq names its product SMP-30/gluconolactonase/LRE family protein. The transcript has 8 exons. The record is from RefSeq and is a predicted model, not a curated record. Lineage: Eukaryota; Fungi; Ascomycota; Eurotiomycetes; Eurotiales; Aspergillaceae. The coding region runs from base 1 to 1233 and encodes 410 amino acids.
AUGCCCGUUCAAUCUGGGACGUUGGCUUCCUGGCUAUUGCUGGGGCUGAGUCUCUUUACUCCAGUCUUAUCAGCAACAGGAAAGAUCCCCACCCAGGCACAGACAAUUGAUCAGAAGAGCUUCAAUGUUUUGAAUAAUACUCGGCCGCCUGGUGAAUUCAAUGCUUCAAGCGUCUUUACUCCUCCAGGCUUAACUGAAGAGAGCUUGCUUGGUCGCCCUUUUCACAUCUACGAUGACGAAUUUCUGAAGGUCCUGGGGAGUACACCCAGUCUGACCCGUAUUGCUUAUUCUAAAGUAGACCCUCUAUUCCAUGAAGCAGUCGUGUGGUCUAAGAGAACAGACGAAGUGUUUUUCGUUCAAAACGCCGGGCCUCCUGAGGCCGGUACUGGACUUAACAAGUCUUCUAUCAUUGAAAAAAUCUCACUAUCUCAGGCUGCUGCUGUGGCAAACAAGACGGAUGCUGUAGGCCUGGUGGAUGUCGAAAAUGUUACAUCUACAACCAUGAUCAUUAAUCCUAACGGAGCCAACAAUUAUCGCGGAAAGCUGAUUUUUACUGGCGAGGGCCAAGGAGAUGACAAGGCACCUGCAUUAUACGUGAUGAGCCCGAAGAAACCUUAUGAUACCAAAGUGCUCCUCAAUAAUUUCUUCGGUCGACAAUUCAACUCGCUUAACGAUGUAGCCAUCCACCCCAAAAACAAAGAAAUCUACUUUACCGAUGUUCCAUAUGGAUACUUCCAGGACUUCCGUCCUCAUCCCGGUCUUCAAAAUCAGGUCUACCGCUUCAACCCUGAUUCAGGUGCUGUCAGCAUUGCUGCUGACGGGUUUGUGAAUCCAAAUGGCUUCACCUUUUCUCCGGACGGAAAGCACGCGUAUGUUACCGAUACAGGAAAUAAUUUUGGCUUCUACGGUCUCAAUUUAACAGGGCCCGCUUCCAUUUAUCGAUAUGAUGUUGUAGAUGAUGGCACGCUUGAGAAUCGCAAAACCUUUGCAUUUGUCAACUCUGGUGCUCCAGAUGGGGUUCACUGUGACACUUGGGGUAAUGUUUACGCUGGCUGCGGGGAUGGUGUCCAAGUCUGGAAUCCGUCCGGCAAGUUGAUUGGUAAGAUCUACUUGGGAACAACUUCUGCAAACUUCAAUUUCGCUGGAAAAGGAAGAAUGGUUAUCUGUGCGGAAAAUUCGCUGUACUAUGCAACUCUGGCCGCAUCGGGAAAUAUUGUGGAAAGUGAGAUGUAA